UGGUGACUGACAUACGAUAUUUCGCAUUUUGCUUGCAAAAAACUGGCAAAAAUAUUUUUUGUACUUUGUUUUGUAAAACUAAUUUCAAGAAAUCAUUGUAGUUGUCACACUUGAUAUGUUUCAAAUUUAUCCUAGUUUUUAAUAUUUAAGUUACACCAUGAUUACGCUUAAUAGAAAAUUGAAAAAAGAUGUUGAGCCCCCGAUCACGAAUGGUAUAACUGUGGAGUCCGUAAAAAGAAUCUCCGUGAGGGACAAACUGCUGGUGAAGGAGGUGCAGGAGAUGAAUGAGAACCUGCCGGCGACGUGUUCUGUCCACUUUGAGGACCACAACGUUCUUAGUGAAUUCAUUCUGAACGUGUGCCCCGACGAAGGCUACUGGCAGGGGGGCAAGUUUAAAUUUAGUGUGUUCGUCACCGAAGACUAUAAUAUGGCGCCUCCAAAAGUAAAAUGUCUGACAAGACUGUGGCACCCGAACAUAAAUGUAGAUGGUGACAUCUGCUUAUCAUUGCUCCGACAGACUUCCAUUGACGAGCACGGCUGGGCGCCCACACGCCGAUUGAAGGAUGUGGUUUGGGGACUUAACUCUCUAUUUACUGAUCUCUUAAAUUUCGAAGACCCUUUGAACAUAGAAGCAGCAGAAAUGUACAAGAAGAACAAAACUGAGUUCCAGGCGAAAGUUCAAGAGUACAUCGCAGUCUCCAAGGGUAAAAGAUGAAACUGGCUGAAGCUGGCUCACUCGCUACCUUUCUAUCUCAUUAGGAAACUUUAUACAUACUUCAUUCUUAUCAACUUGUUUGUAUUACACCAUUUAGCACAAGAAUAAUGAUGCUAAUGUUGUUUUCGUGUUUGCCAAAAAUAAACUGAGGAAAUAUUGCAUUGUUGAGCACAUAUUUUAAGAGUUUAUGGCAUAUUAUUUUCCUGGUGACAAAACUUAAUGGCAUCUCACUGUUUGUAACUAAUAAAGUAUGUAGCAUUUAAUUCUAUUGGAGACAAUUUUAGGUGUUUUGUUGGCCAUUAAAUUGAAAAAGAGUACUCUAAAUACUAAUUGCUUAUAUUUUUAAUUUAAUGUUGUUACUGAAACAAAAACUUGAUUAGCUACUAACCUAUUAUUUUUGGUAUUAUCUUAAAUUCUUUUUAUACCUCUCAUUUAUAUUUAUUUUGUCGCUGGGUUAAAGGUAUGCCUUUAAAUAGUACAUGUAUUAUAAUAUAUUCUUCACAUUUCCACACUAUAAUAAUUAUUGGAACAAUUCUAACUUCACUUCUGUAUCUAUGAACUAGAAUUUUGUGCAAACAUGAAAUUAAACAAGUUUCAAAAUGUCCGUUAAUAAAAUUGUUGGGAAUAUUAUAGCUAAAAGUUAACUAAUGCUGAGUGGUUUAAUAUUUGUAGAUAAAUAUAAUAAAUACUCCAAAAUGGUGAUAUGUACAUUUAUCUGUUUUUGGUGUAUUUUUCUAUUGAUGAAUUAAUCUUGUCAUUAUUUAAGGAACUUUCCAUUAUUAUAAAUAAUUAAUAGAUAUUAGUUUUACCUUGUAUUUUGAAUGAUCAAGAUAUUUAGUGUUUUGGCAUAGUCAACAUGUAUUUUUAUUGAGAUAGCAGUAGCCAUUAAUUUUUUAUGGUUCUUUCUUAUCAUAAUAACAUACAAGGUGUCAAUAGAUAAGUAUUUAAUUUGAAAUACAUGUAAAGAUAUUGGAUUUUCAUGCAUUACAUAUUAUGUGACUAUUUAAUAAAAAGUUUGCUUUGAAACUUACUAUGUGAGCUAAAUGUGUUGAUAGUUGCUCAAUUCUUCACUUCAUCAUUUUGAUAUUAUGUUCGUAAAAUGUUGUUGUAUGUUUAAAUAAAUUAAUAAAAAUACACCAAAAACUAAUCAAC
Ostrinia furnacalis (Asian corn borer) is the source of this 1867-nucleotide messenger RNA. RefSeq names its product NEDD8-conjugating enzyme UBE2F. The coding region runs from base 158 to 715 and encodes 185 amino acids. The transcript is spliced from 3 exons. The record is from RefSeq and is a predicted model, not a curated record. Lineage: Eukaryota; Metazoa; Arthropoda; Insecta; Lepidoptera; Crambidae.